Messenger RNA from Bombina bombina (fire-bellied toad), 2498 nucleotides. RefSeq names its product THAP domain-containing protein 5. The transcript has 4 exons. Bases 70 to 1404 code for a protein of 444 amino acids. The record is from RefSeq and is a predicted model, not a curated record. NCBI's taxonomy places the organism in Eukaryota, Metazoa, Chordata, Amphibia, Anura, Bombinatoridae.
AGACGUCAGAGGGCAAACAAGUAAUCUAAUAAUCAGUCGUAUUGGGGAUUCGGGAGAUCAAGUGAGAAGAUGCCGAAAAUCUGCGUUUUCCCUGAAUGUCAGAGUUUGGAGGGGAAGAAUGAGACUUAUUACAAGUUUCCAUUAAACGACAAAGUUCGACUCAGGCAAUGGUUAAUCAACAUGAGUAAGGAGAGCUUUGUUCCCUCCAUAAACCAACACCUGUGUAGCCGACACUUUAAGCCUUCCUGCUUCCAGUACAAAUGGGGAGCCCGCUUGCUGAAGCUAGAUGCUGUGCCUACGAUUUUUCACACAUCAGGGAAUAUCUCGACGAAGAAAGACAUAAAGACAAAAAAGCCACCCUCUGCAGACCAUGUUGUACAGAAAGAAAUCUUUAUCGCUGCCGUGCCAAAUCCUACGGUUCAGAUGCAGUCCGUCCCCGGCAAAACCGUUGCAAUCGCUUUGGACCCAAACUGCUCAGCCAGUCACAUGUUCAUAAAUGGAGGAGAGACAUUGGUUAAGGAGAUCAAUACUCUUGCAAUUCCCAGUCAAGUAGUUGGCGCAGUGAACUUGGUUCCAUUAGUUCAUUUUGUGGAGUCUUUUGAUGGUCUUUCAUUGGCAUUUACUGCUUCUCAAACCCAAAAUCUUUCCCCUAUAACAUUACCAAUUGAUGUGUCUGUGGGGCAACAAAUGCACCAUCAAACAACAGUAGCAGAAUCCAUUGCGUUAUUAUCAGAGGAACAUGUUGCAUCAGCAUCAUUACAACAUGCUUUAGACACACGUGGUUUGGUCUCAGAAGAUCAUAGAGCACUGGUUAUUGAAAACAUCCCUAUAGACCCAUUCUCGGAAACUGGUCUCCCUCCUGUCAUGCCAGCCGAGAUGUCACCUGAAGAACUGUUUACCUAUUUAGAAACCAUGCAAACAGCCACUGUUGUCCCCUCCCUGCAGACAGGUCCCCUCCCCCCCAUAAUGGUUUCACCAGAGACCUAUCUGUCACCUGCUAUCACAAGGCCCAUACCAUCCACAGUACCGAUUGUAUCGAAACACAGCAAGCUAUCUGAAAAUAUCUCCAAAGAGCAACACCAGGGUAGUGUCCAUAAACAAAGCCAACUUGGUGAGAGCUUAAGUACGGGACAGCUGGUGUCUGUAAUGGCAGAUCUGCAGAAGAAGACGCUCCAGCAAAGACACGGGAGAGUCUGCUCUAAACUGGAGGAAAUGGAGGGCGUGGCUGAGCAGAUGAAGAAAGAGAACCUAAUAUCUGAGGGGAAAUUAAAUCUCGUAGACCUGGCUUAUCUUCAGCCCGGCUCUCAACUUCCUGAAAGCAGUAACACUGUUACAAUUGUUUGCCAAGAAGACAACCAAGCAUUUAUGUACACCCUUCCUUUACCCAAAGAGGAUGAAAAUUAGACAGUCUCAUAUUGAGGAGCACUGACUAACUAAGACUCCAGAACGUGUGUACUGUCCACCUCAUUUAAAUUGAUAUAGUGAUCUACUCAAUCCAAUUUGCUGUGACGUCUUUAACUCUUGAAAAUAUGGACGUAUCUUCUUGACGGACCAACAUCGUCUUUCAUGAACUUGCACUGGUUUCUAGAAACUGGAAUUUUGUCAAUGUUCUUAUAUAUAAAUAAAAAAAAAAAGCAAUAUUUUUGGAAUAAGUUUGUUUCUCUGGGCCCCUUCUAAAUUAUGUAUGAAAUCCUAAAAAUUUUCCAGCCUUAAAAGGCCAGAUACUUUAAAGCGAUACUAAACCCAAAUUUUCUUCUGUCAUGAUUCAGAAAGGCAUAUUUUUGAUUCAGCACCCUGGAUAGCGCUUGCUGAUUAGUGGGUACAUUUAGCCACCAAUCAGCAAGUGCAACCCAGGUGCUGAACCUAAAAAUGGGCCGGCUCCUAAGUUUACAUUUUUGCUUUUUAAAUAAAGAUACAAAAAGAGAACGAAGAAAAAUAAGAGUAAAUUAGAAAGAGCAAGCAAUUUUAAGCAACUAUCUGAAUCAUGAAGAAAAAAAAUAAAAAUCGGGAUUUAGUGUCCCUUUAAACAGGAAAUGUGUAUUAUUUGAGGAAGUUAGUGAACUAAAAUUUGUAUUAAGAAGCUUCUGCUUUUUUUGUCGUCAUUGGAAUAUCCAAUUUAAAGACAUUUCAACAAGGAUACGUUGGUUUGACUUUGAGAAGAUCUGUUUUGUAUUUUAAUUUACCAUAUUUAAUAAAUGCACUGCCACCCCUCUAAUAAAAUUGAAAAAAGGGGGAGAAAUAACAUUUGUAAUGUCCCCAGAGACACAACCUUUACAGUUGACCAACAAAGCUUCUUAGCUGUUUGCGCGACUAUUUAAUGUUCAUUAAAUUGUAACUUUUCUUUAAUAUUUUUUUUGACUGCUAGCGUGUUUGCACCUUUUAAUUCCUUAAUUUUGCUAAUUAAGGUACAUUUAUAAUCUGGUGAUUAAUGCUUUUUUUUUUGGAAGGAAAAAAAAUAAAAUUUUGAAUUGUUGCUAAUUGAUAAACUAUUUCUUUAA